Gadus macrocephalus (Pacific cod) is the source of this 2730-nucleotide messenger RNA. RefSeq names its product SH3-domain kinase binding protein 1 (gene sh3kbp1). Gene Ontology annotation, molecular function: protein binding. NCBI's taxonomy places the organism in Eukaryota, Metazoa, Chordata, Actinopteri, Gadiformes, Gadidae. The coding region runs from base 94 to 1584 and encodes 496 amino acids. The record is from RefSeq and is a predicted model, not a curated record. The transcript is spliced from 15 exons.
GUGUGUGUGCGUGUGUGUGUGUGUGUGUGUGCCUCUGUGUGUGUGUAGGUAGAGGAGGGCUGGUGCGAGGGCCUUCUGAAUGGUAAGACCGGGAUGUUUCCCUCCAACUUCACCAAAGAGAUUGUUGCUGAAUCAGGCACGCCCCCUUUGGGCACGCCCCCUCUGGACACGCCCACCUCUCAGGAGGAGCCCCGCAGCAGUGGCACCAGUAAAGAGAGUCUAGGCAGUGAGAGUGAUGGAGGUGACAGUAGAUCAGAAAUGGGAUCAGGAGAGAUUCAACCCAAGAAGGUACGAGGCUUCGGCUUCGGGGACAUCUCAAAGACCAGCCCAUCAAACUCAGACCACGGUCCCAUGGAGCUGGACCCGGAGUCAGACAGAACUCAUCCAGUGAAAACAGCCACAGUUGCCGUGGACACCAUGAAGGCGGAGCCAGACGGAAAAUCGAAAGGUGGGCGGGAGCUGUGUAAAGUCCUCUUCCCUUAUGAUGCACAAAACGAGGACGAGCUGACAAUCAAAGAGGGCGAGAUGGUUGCCAUUAUUAGCAAGGACUGUGCGGACGCCGGCUGGUGGAUGGGGGAGGUCGGGGGUCGACAUGGAGUGUUCCCAGAUAACUUUGUCAAAGUGCUGCUUCCCGAGGUGGAGAAAGAGAGACCAAAGAAGCCCCCUCCCCCCAGUGGUUCGUCAACUAAGCACACAUCAGAGAGAAAGUCAGAGUCCAGGAAGGUUCCUCCAGAGCGUCCGGAACACCUUCCCCAACGCGACGCAGAGAGAGGUGAAGAGACAAAGGUGGGAGACAUCCCUAAGCCCGCCCUCCCGUCUGUCCCUCCCAAGAAGCCCCUCCCCCCAAAGACAAGCCCCGCCUCUUCCUCCCAAGCCCCUCGACGCCCAGAGAGGCCGCGCACGAAGUGUGAAAGCCCUAAAUCUGAGGGCGGAGCUUCAACACCAGACUCUGCCUCUGACUUGUUACAUGACACCGAGGUGGACCUGGAUGCAGUGAUCAUAUCGUCUGAGAGGCUGAAUCAUCCCACGGCCUCACGACCAAGGAUAACCGACCGGCGACCUCGCUCACAGAUCAUCUCUCUUCCUUCUCUUUCGUCUGCUGACAUGCAGGACGUCCUAGCGCUGGAGGAGGAGAGGAGAGAGAAGGAGAGGAGAGAGAAGGAGAGGAGAGAGAAGGAGGAGCAGGAGGCGCCUCCCUUAAGGCCUGAGAACGUCUCGCGGAGGAAAGUAGUGCCCUCCGUCACGAUCCCGGAUGGAAAGUCGGCCCUGCCGCCUAAACCAAGCAUCCCGAACCCCAGCAGCAGCUCCAGCCACCGCUCCAUCUCCCCUUCCUCCUCCUUGGUGCGAAGCCCCUCCCCCUCCACUCUAAGCCCCUCCCCCGAGCUCCGCCACUUCCCCAUGACUCCCGUCACUCUGGAGGAACUCCGAGCCCAGCUGAGGGAACUGAAGACCUCCGUGGAACUACUCAAGAGCCAGCACAGGCAGGAGAUGAGGCAGCUGAACAGCGAUCUGGAGGAGGAGAAGCGGAGCCGCAUCUCCCUACAGAUGGAGGUAGAGCACAUUAAGAAGAACCUCUCCAAAUGACGAGCCCAGCGCCAGCACUGGCGCGCUCUGAUGACAUCACCACACCGGAUGCCCCGCCUUUUAGAAUAAACCAUUAUGAGGUCUUCUCAAGCCUCACACGCACCCACGUCUAGUUUGUGCCAAAUGCCACAUGGUCAUCAUCAUCAUCAUCAUCAUCAUCAUCAUCAUCAAUGUGAUGUCAAUGACUAUACGAUACAAAGAGCCAUGUCACAUCCCCACACACACACACAAACACACACACACACACACACCCAAGUCUUCACACACACAAACACAGACAGACACACACACACACACACACACACACACACACACACACACACACACACACACACACACACACACACACACUCACACACCACUCCCAGGUCCACACAAACACACAACCAUGUCCUCACACACACAAACACACUCGCAUGCAAGUGGGGAUGCAUGCAUGCACACACAUCCACAGCCUCACACAUCCACGCUCCCAUAGCCACGCACACACACUUAUCCACAUCCUUAAGCACACACACGUUCACAGCCUUAUUCUUUUUUUCACUUUAUUUUAAAAUGUUUAAUUAUUUUUGUUUGGAGAGGCAUGUCACUUUGUUUACGUCAAUGGGAGCCUACUCCAGGUGGUACAUGUAUGCGUUGCCUCGGUUACGGAACAACCAAGCAGAGCUGUGGUUGCGGACGCAUACCGGUACUGAAGGGGGAGAGAGAGAGAGAGAGAGAGAGAGAGAGAGAGAGAGAGAGAGAGAGAGAGAGAGAGAGAGAGAGGUGAAUGACCUGUGCUGUGCACACUCCACGGCCUUUGCCUCUUCCCCAGGUGUGUGCACGUGCAUAGAUGUGUGUGUGUGCGUGCGUAUGUCCAUUCGCCGCUCUUCCUCACGUGUGCACAGUAGCUAUGGCAACCCAUCACCGUGGCCUUCCUUCCUUCCAAGCCCAACUUUUUGUCUUUCUUUCUUUCUUUCUUUCUUUCUUUCUUUGUGACGAAGACCAAACAGCGAAGACGACAAGGUUCUUUUUUUCUUGACUUGGUCUGUAAUAUCUCCAAGAUAGCGAUAUAAAUAAAUAUAUAUACUUUUAUAUUUCAGUGUUAUAAAGAUGCUAUGAUGUACUGUAUGUGUGCAGAUUUUAAUAAAAUGUAUUCCAAGUUUA